Drosophila willistoni is the source of this 920-nucleotide messenger RNA. RefSeq lists its product as uncharacterized. Bases 67 to 792 code for a protein of 241 amino acids. The transcript has a single exon. The record is from RefSeq and is a predicted model, not a curated record. NCBI's taxonomy places the organism in Eukaryota, Metazoa, Arthropoda, Insecta, Diptera, Drosophilidae.
UAGUUCACUGCAAAUAAAGUCAGAAAUUAGAGAUAUAUAUUCAUAUAGUUUUAACUUACUCACAAAAUGGAGCAAAUUGAUAUUAAAAAAUUGGGUCCAACAUAUUUCGGCGAUAUAAUACCAAAAUGCGUGAAACAUUUAAGCACUACGAAGGCUGACUAUGUCGAUCACUCAAAGACCAAACGCACAACUAUUCAGGGCAAGAAAAAGCAAACCGAUCCCUCACUUAUAUCCGGACACUAUGCACACAAUUUGAAGGUAGAUGGUCAAGAAUUGAAAACCCUAACAUGGCCAACCGCAAUGGAUUGGCGAGAAGAGUAUCGACAGUAUCUGUUGCGUAUGAAAUGGUGCAAUGAGGAUAUCUAUAAACUCUUCUUUGUCUGCCCUCCUGUGAAGUACGAUCAAAUUGAACAGUUUCUCAAGGAUCUGCACAAGACGGUCUAUAUAAUAGACUAUUCGCCAGAUGAAUAUGUUUCACUUAAAAAACAAAAGAAUGUUAAUGAACAUGAUCCAGCAGACAAACUCGAUUUCGUUAGAAAGGACUAUCAGACUACCUAUGGCAAUUAUUAUAAUCGCCUGCAGGAUCUGGCGCACUUUAAGGAGGGUUGCUAUCCGACACCGAAACCUAAGAACAUGUCCAUUGAUACGUUUGAAAAGACGAUGCGUAAACUAUUUAGAAAAUACGAUCUCACAACUUAUUAUGAGGAGUUGUGUUUGCCGGCUUUGAUGAAGGCUAAGGAUGGUAUCAUGCCAUCUGGUCCCAUCGAUCGUUAUACAUUGCGCAAAUAUUAGGAUUCUGUUUCUUUUUUUAUACUUACGCUCGCUCCCAUUCGUGGAAGAGCGGCAGGAUGCGAUUAGAGUGAGGUACGGGCAUAUAGAUCAUGGCAUAUUUUAAAUAAACAUUGGAGUCCUGCAAAUAA